Prunus armeniaca (apricot) is the source of this 264-nucleotide messenger RNA. Lineage: Eukaryota; Viridiplantae; Streptophyta; Magnoliopsida; Rosales; Rosaceae. The record is from the annotation of a GenBank genome assembly.
AUGAGUUUAGCACUAAGAGGAAAUUUAGGCUUUCUUAGAGGGAAAAAGGGAAGUGUUAAGAUACUCUGUUUGCCAGAAGAGAAGAAUGGAGAAGAUGGUGAACAGUGCACGAGACUUCUGGGUUUUUGCAAGUUAGAGAGAAAGUUAGAGAGAAAGCUUGCUCUCCAGGCGUGGGUUGUCUUGUGUUGGGUAGAAGGGGUCCUAUUUAUAGCUACUGGGAAUGGGUCUUCUCCAAGAAACCCUAAUGGUUUCUUUCCAAUCUAG